UUUUUAUUUUAAACAUGGAAGUGUCAAUUGUACAUCUCUUUUAUAUGAUAUCCAGGACCUGCUCAACUAUAAGAAUUAUAUAACUGUAACUGAACUCUCUUUCUUCAGAUAUCCUUUUUCUCAUACCUCUACACAAACUUACACCUUUUAUACCAAUGUAUAAUAAUUUAUAACUAUUACAUUAACACAAAAAAGGAUCUGUUUGUGUGCGAAAUGCGAAAUCGUCUUGCCUCGUUAAUUAUUGUUAAGCAAGAAACGCAGCAGCAAACAAUAAGUAGUAGCAGUAGUAGAAGUUGUAGUUCUAGUAACAGUGAUGGACUUUGUAGAUUGUUAACAAAUUUACCGCCAUCUAGUGUUGAACAAAUUCAACUUCAACAUCAACAACAGCAACUGAAUUCAACUCAACAUGAGGAUAAUAAUAAUAACAAUAGAAUAGAUACCGUUAGUUCUAGUUUAUUGUUACUAGAUGACACUCGAGCAGGUGGACAAUUAGUUUAUGAAAAGAAUAACUCCAAUAGUUGUUUUAAUGUGAUUGCAAAUGUUGGUUUAUAUUCAGUAACUCCAACUUCAACAGAUAAUAAUAUUUUAUCACCAUCAGAAUCGUUAACAAUAACAAAUAAUUUAUUAACAAACAAUAAUAAUUAUGAGCAUUUUAUACCAUUGGAAUAUAAACCAAGUGAUAAUGUUGGAUGUGGUAAUUUUAUAAAUGGUAAUUAUUGUGAUGGUGAUGUUGGAAUCAAUCAGAGCCGGCUAUUUAAGUGUGAAAUUGAUGAUGAAUUUGAUGUAAAUUUAAAUAUUAACGUAAUAAAUGAUGACGAUAAUAAUAUACGUAAAAAUAAUUUAAAUAAUAAUAAUGAUGUUAAUGAAAAUGAAAAUGAUGGUCGUGAUGAUGAAGAUGAUGUUAAAUUAAAUCAACAGGAUAUUAAGUGUGCUUCCAGAUUACUUAAUACUAACUUAUUAUCACGCUUUCCUUUGCCGGAAAAUUCUGAAAAAGUUCAACCAAAUAAAAUUAAAAUCGAAUCGCCUGUCAGCGAUAAGAUCAAUUCAAGAGUUUUAGCCUCAUCAAGCAUGUUACUUUUGCAACCAAAUAGCUCCUUUAGUUCUCUCUCUCCCUUCGAUAACUUCUCUUCGCAACAAUCGCAUUUGUCGCCGAGCGAUCAUCACCAUCACCAUAGUAGUAGUAGUAAUAAUAAUAAUAAUCAGCCGUCGGAGGCCCAAUUGAUCGAUUCGACAUUCGGUCAAAUUUCCGAUCUAUUUUUCCCGGCUGAUUCCAAUAAUUCGUUGCUAUCGUCCUGUGUGGACACAUCACAAGCUCAGGCUGAGCCCUUGGGAGGCUUUGUAGGGAGUCCGCGAGACUUGCAGCAAGGAUUACAUAAACAACCAUUUUCGCCAACAAGUGAGACACUCCUCGGCAGCGGUGCAGAAGAUAUUACGGGUUCGAUAGAGAAUAUCGCCAAGCUAACGUGUCCGACUCGAGAGAAGCGACUUUCGUCGAUUCCAGAACAACAAGCUUUGUCACCGGAUUCGUUGUGUUUUGAUCGGACAACGCCACAGGAAAUCGGCCUUCUAAGCCUUCGGUCGAGCAGUGAUCCGGCAAUAGCAUUACACAGCCUUGAGGAACGUGCAGUUUCAGUGCAGGCAAGUGAGAGUUUGGAGCCAUUGGCGCUGCUGUCAACACCACCGCCAUUAGCGCAACUCACAUGCGGGAGCUCUUUGCCGAGCUUUCAGGAGACCUAUUCGCUUAAGUACAAUCCAAUGCCUAAUUUGAGUUUGAAAAUGGAUGAGGACUGUUUCAACAUAACCACCGCUGCAUCACAUCCGCCAUCUAACAAUCAUCAUAUUCACCAUAAUCACCAUCAUCAAAAUCAUCAUCAUCAACAACAACAGCAACAACAACAGCAGCAGCAACAACUUCAGCAGCAGCAACAAAAUCAAACGCACAAUCCAGCAGGAGUACCAACAACGAUCUCAACGUAUUACCAUGGAUCUUUUGCCAAUUCAGCGAAUAUUCAGCAACAUUUGAAUUCGUACGAGUAUAGCGCACAACAGCAGCAGCAACAGCAACAGCAAAUAGCUCAGCAACAACAAGGAUACUCAGAAGGAUUCUACCAACAAUAUCAGCAGCCAACACCACAGGCUUAUAGCUCAACUCAUGACCGCUAUUCACUUCCAACGUUUCCCACCAUCUCUGAACUUCAUGCUUCAGCGGCUCCACUUCGUCGAGCAUCCCUCCCCAUGCAGCGCUCUGACUCUCCGGCCAGCAGUCAUAGUCCGAAACUUCCAAAAAUGGGUAUUCUCAAGGCAAUGACCAGUGCUCCCAGCUCAACAUCCAGUUCGCCCAGCUGCCAAAAUAACAGUAACUCAAGCAAUGAAGUAACCAGCAGUCGCAUUAUGCACCCAUCACCGUCACAAUUGUGUGCUGUAUGUGGAGAUACGGCAGCUUGCCAACAUUACGGUGUUCGCACAUGUGAGGGCUGCAAGGGAUUCUUCAAGCGAACCGUACAAAAGGGCUCGAAAUACGUAUGCCUCGCAGAUAAAGCCUGUCCGGUUGAUAAGCGACGACGCAAUCGAUGUCAGUUUUGUAGAUUCCAAAAGUGUUUAGUUGUGGGCAUGGUUAAGGAAGUUGUCCGAACAGACUCUCUCAAAGGAAGACGUGGUCGAUUGCCAUCCAAGCCAAAAUCCCCACAAGAAUCACCACCGAGUCCACCUGUUUCAUUAAUAACCGCCCUGGUGCGAGGGCAUGUGGACACAACCCCAGAUCCAUCAUGUUUAGAUUACUCACAAUACAAAGAGCCAGUACUCAAUGAACCUGUUAUUGGAGAAGCUGAAAAAGUACAACAAUUCUACUCCCUGCUUACAACAUCCGUGGAUGUGAUCAAGCAGUUUGCUGAAAAAAUUCCAGGCUAUUCGGAAUUUUGUCCUGAAGAUCAGGAAUUACUCUUCCAAUCGGCUUCACUCGAACUCUUCGUCCUACGGCUGUCCUAUCGAGCACGAUUCGAUGACACUAAAAUGACAUUCUGCAAUGGUGUCGUGCUUAAUCGAACUCAGUGUCAGCGUUCGUUCGGCGAUUGGCUAAAUGGCAUUCUCGAAUUCAGCAAAAGUCUACAUAAUCUGGAAAUUGAUAUUUCAGCAUUUGCCUGCUUAUGUGCUCUGACACUUAUAACUGAACGCCAUGGCCUGCGUGAACCGAAAAAAGUCGAACAACUUCAAAUGAAAAUUAUUGGCAGUUUGCGCGAUCAUGUUACCUAUAAUGCCGAAGCCCAAAAGAAACCGCACUACUUUAGCCGACUCUUGGGCAAAUUGCCCGAAUUACGAUCCCUCAGCGUACAAGGGCUACAAAGAAUAUUCUACCUGAAGCUAGAGGACCUAGUACCUGCCCCAACACUCAUAGAAAAUAUGUUUGUGGCAAGUUUACCAUUUUAGAUUUAAAAGUAAAAUUAUAAUUAAAAGAACAAAAAAAAACAAAACUUAAAUAUUUUAAAUGUCAUAAUAUAUAUUAUAUAUAUUUUAUUACACUAUAUUUAUGUAAAUAUAGAUUUAAAAUAUGCAAAUUUGUACCAUUUUAUUAAAUCUACUUAUGUAUAUGUAAUGUGUAUAAAUAUUGUUUUUUUUUUUACUAAGUGUAAGUGUACCUAUAUUUGUUUUUUAUCUUGUAUUUGUGUUUCUACGUAUACUUUAUUUUGACAAGGCAAAUUCACAAUUAUUGAGUUCGAAUUUCGAUUCGAAUUUCGAAAAAGUAAAUUUAACAGAACAAAAAAUAUGACAUUUAAGAAAACAAAUAUGUAUACAAUUAGUUUAUAAGUAAAAAAAGAAAAUACCAGAGACCUGCAAAACGAUAUACAUAAUAUAUACUUAAAUGACAUAAAACAAAAUCGUAUUUAAGUAUCUAAUAAAAAUAAUAUAAAUUAGAAUUAAUAAAUUUAUAUUUUUUUGUUUUUAAUUAUUUCGGUUUAUAAAUCUGUCAAUUAUUAUUAUUAUUUGUAUAUUUUUUUAUAUAUUUUGCUUUAAUCUUGUGUUGUUAUCUGUGUAUGUUUGUGUCUUUUUUAUGUGUCAGACGACGUGAGUUGAAGUGAGAUAAAAAAGAAACGUAUUUAAUGAAAAAAGUUUUUAUAAGAAAAUUGAAAAUAUCUCAAAGACCAAAUUCAAGAAAAAGUAAGGAAUUAAAUUUUAGUGUCUCUUUUGGAGGAUAUGUGUGUAUGUAUUAAAUAUUCUUGUGAAAUGUUAUCUUUCAAAACUUAAUUGUGCUACCUACUAAAUGAUGUAUUGUCGUUGUAGUUCUAAAGUUUCAUAUUUCAAAAUUAUCAGAUAUAAUCGACAGAUUUCUGCAUUCAUACAAAAUUUAAUAAAAACUUGAUAUUAUGUACAAGUCCUGAAGAACGUGCAGUUUUUUCUGUCACCUAAACCAAUGCAUUCAUGGAUCUUGAAGAAAUUAUUGUGAACGUGGCUUAAACUGCGAUUUUAAUGACAUAAAUUAUAAAUGAAAAAUGACAGUUAGAAGUAAAACUAUUCCUUAGAGGAAUAUUGUACAGAACACAAAGACUUUAACUAAAUAAUUGAAUUCAAUUGAUUGAGUUCUUUUAAAUGAUGGGAUCAAAAAUAAGUGAAAUAUAAUCUUUUAAUAAUGUUAUGUACAUAGUUGAGAAUCAACGUGACAUUUUAUAUCAGUUUUCAUCAUCAUACAUAACAUAAAUCAGGGCGUUGUUUUAGGUCUGUUCCUUUACUCUGAAUUGCUGUGAUUUUCUGUGAAUUUUAGUCUCAGUUUUUCAGUUUUAUUUUGAUAUGUAAACUUGACAUGACUUCGGAACAAAUACGUUGCAAGAAAAUUACAAUCCCAAUCGAUUUAAUUUUCGAAUAAUAUUUUUUUUUUCAAUGAGCCUUUUGUCUUUUUAGUUUCAUUCAUAUUAUUUAAAUUCAAUUUAACAAUUUUCAAAUAAAACUGUCAAAUUAAAACGCUAAUAUUUAGAACUUUUAUUUAAAAAGUCCCUCGUUAUUCAUUCUAUAUGAAUAUUUAAAAUAAAAUACAAGAUUUCAAUAACUUUGCUGGUUGGAAAGUGACAAUUACAUCUAGGAUGCGGUUGUAAUUAAAGUUGAAAUCACAUGUGUCAAACCGAUUCUAAUUGUCAUUUAUCCUUAAAAAAAACCUUAGGCCUUUCCAACACAGGCCUUUCUUAAACUAAACAUGGAAACCAUAAAAACGCUUCUUUUUCAAAGAGGUUUGUCCAUUGAUAUUUCCCUUUCCACUUGAGAAUGUCAAGAGUUACAAAAAGUGUCUUAGUAUUCUCAAAAACUCACAUUUGUUGAACGAAAUCACAAACUAAAAUUAAAAACUUAUACUUCAAUGGUUCUUAAAUGUUUCUAUAUACUAUUAUUAUAGUUAAAUUGUUUAUUUGAUGGUAACUUUAUGACACUUUGAAACUUCAUAACCUUGAAUAAAUGUAUGCUGCAAACUGUAGGUUUUAAAAACAAAAGAAUAUGUAACUGCAGUUUAACUACCUUCACUGAAUCCGUCCAUUUAUAACCAAAGAUUUUUCCUAUUUUAAUUUAUCUAACGCUAUACAAUUUUAACUGGACUUGUGGUGCGCUUAAACCUUCGAACCGCUUUGAUGACCCAAUUUAUCCCGUUUGGGUUUGACAUUUUGGGCUAAGUUUGAUUUUGACACUCUGUAAUUCAUGUGGAGUUCAUCAUCACUAACGUUGAGAACUCCGUUUAUAGUUGAGUUGUGAUUAAAGAUCACAACAACUUCAGAAAUUGGAGAGUAUUUUUGCUUAAAAUGCAGUAGAUAAAUAACAUUUUAAUAUUUUAAAACUAAAAUAAAACCAAAAAAGUUUCAGUAAAAUCGAAAUAAAAUUCAUCACUCUAAAUUUUUGUUUUCAAAAAUGUUUGAUUUUUAAUAAAAUUUCAACUCAACCCUUCCUGAACUACUCAACUUAAGUGUGAACUAUCAAUCUUAAAUACACAUUUCAUUGUUGUGAUAAGCAAGAUUAGAACAUCUUGCAUGACAGUUUUAAUGAUGUUCUUUAGAAAUGAAAGCACAUGUAAUGUACCCCUAAAGGAAAUUCAAAGGUCCAUUCACAUGAAAGUGUGAAAGUUUUACAAUGUGUUCAAAACUUAAUUCUUCACAAAAUCUUUACAAAACGGUAUGAAUUUAGAAUAUUUAUAGAUUUAAAAUCAUGGUUUCUUUGCAUUUUUAAAGUAGGAUGAUUGAAUUCGUUGAUUUUAAAGAGAUUUCAAAAAAUUCAUAAAUGAUUCUUUUGAAAAUUCUAACUAUUCAAAUAUUUGAAAUUACCCUUAUUCUAUAUAA
This is a messenger RNA of Eupeodes corollae, 6302 nucleotides long. It is a transcript of the gene Hr38, whose product is annotated as probable nuclear hormone receptor HR38. The transcript is spliced from 5 exons. Gene Ontology annotation, cellular component: nucleus; transcription regulator complex. Gene Ontology annotation, biological process: retinoic acid receptor signaling pathway; regulation of transcription by RNA polymerase II; cellular response to corticotropin-releasing hormone stimulus. Gene Ontology annotation, molecular function: nuclear glucocorticoid receptor binding; nuclear receptor activity; zinc ion binding. The record is from RefSeq and is a predicted model, not a curated record. NCBI's taxonomy places the organism in Eukaryota, Metazoa, Arthropoda, Insecta, Diptera, Syrphidae. Bases 214 to 3423 code for a protein of 1069 amino acids.